CCCCACGCUCUCUUUCAAGCUGCUUGCAGGUAGUUUCUGCCCAAAUGGUUUCUUGCUGUCAGCUUUUUCACGCUUAGAGUUUGGGGCACCUAACUGGCUAAAGGGCCCUAGCUCCUUGGGGGCAUCUUGCACCCUCACGGGUUUCUUCUGCUUCUGAAACACUAAGCUUCUUUGACUUUGGCACAUAAGGCAUGAUGGGAGAUGGUUUGGAUGGAAGUAACUUUGCAUUUUUAUUUUGACCUGAGGGUGGAGGGGGCAUACCGAGCCCCGACAUGCCCCGCAGGCCCCACCGAACCCAGCCAGAUGUGGUGGUCCGGGGCGUUUUGCCGAGCCCGUUUCCCCGCCCUCCCACACGCCUGAAGUUCACGGUUGCCCUCCAGGCCGCCGGGCCUCCUGGCUUCGCAGGUUGCCGAGGGGGAGGAGGGUCUGCUUUUCUGAUUCACUCUCUCUGCUCGGACCCUCAGCGAGCUCAGAAAUAGGGCGCCCGGUGGCCGUUUCUGCGCCUCCACCUUGAGGACAAUUCCCCACAAUUGAGAGGCUUCAGGCCCCCCUCCUCCCCUCGGGGUUCUCCUUUAAGAGCUACUGCCCGGGAUGCUAGUGGAGGAGAAGCCCGGGAGCUGGGGCAGGGAGCCAGGGCACGAGGCUCACGAGCCCGCCCUAUCUGCGGGGCAGUGUGGGAGCAGUUAAGGCGGGAGCCCCGAGGGUCUUUGCCCACGGCUUCCUCGACCCCCUCACUUCCAAGGAGCGGUCGCCACUGCGGGGGGUGGGGUGGGGGAGGGAGUGCUAAGGAGACGAGAGGAGAGCCUCGGGCCCCUAGGAGGGGACGCUGACCAGCCUGCAGAGCGGAGCUCGAGGAGGGGAGGGGCUCCGCCGCCGCCGCCGAAGCCCCCCGCCCGGAGAGAGGCAGCCAGCGAGGGCCGCUUCCAAAGAAACAAUCCUUGAGGGAAAAGUCCUCGCGGCCGCGGGCCAAUGAGCGGCGCGAAGGCGGAGGGAGGCUAGGGAACUUCUCGGAGAGCCAGUCAGAGGGGACGGCUGCCGGGAAGCCAAUCAGCGCUCCCGAGCCCGCAGCCCCUCUGCAGUAGUUCUGUCAGAGCGCCCGUGAAGAGCCGGGGAGGACGGGGGGGAGCUCGCUCGCUCGCUCGGGCUGCCGCCGGCUCCAGCCGCCGCCGCCGCUCCGCCCGGCCGCUCCCCGAGCGCCGAGCCCCCGACAGCCCGCAGGGACGUCCUCGCAGCCCCGCCGGGCGCCCUUGUCUCCCCGCCUCGCUGCCCGCGCCCCGCGGCUCGAGGGGGAAAAACUUUUGGAGCUGGUGGGCGUCGUCACUGUCAGGUUCUCUCGACCACUGGCUUCGCUCCGGUCCGCCCAGGAUCAGCCGGCUGUCCAGGGACUCCGCUUGGCUCGGUUCGCCCCGUCCAGCCCGUUAGCCACCUUCCCACGCCCUCGGGGCAGCGCAAUGGCCAGGCUCCGCCGCUCCGCGUGCCUGCUGGCUCUGCUCACGCUGCUGAGUGUGGGCAUCGGGCCCCAGCCGGCAGCCCCCGAGGCCACCUGUCACCAAGUCCGCCCCUUCUUCCAGAGGCUGCAGCCGGGGCUCAAGUGGGUGCCCGAAGCCCCCUUGGCAGGUUCAGAUUUGCAAGUUUGUGUUUCCAAGGGUCCAACAUGUUGUUCACGGAAGAUGGAAGAGAAGUAUCAAAUGUUGGCUCGCUUGAAUAUGGAACAGCUUCUUCAGUCUGCAAGUGUGGAGCUCAAGUUUGUGAUUAUUCAGAAUGCUGCGGUGUUCCAAGAAGCCUUUGAAAUUGUCGUCCGUCAUGCCAAGAACUAUACCAACACCAUGUUCAAAAGCCAGUACUCCAGCAUGGCUCCCCAAGUUUUCAAAUUUGUGGGUGAAUUUUUCACAGAUGUCUCCCUCUACAUCCUUGGCUCCGACAUCCACGUCAAUGAUAUGGUCAAUGAGUUUUUUGAUGGAUUGUUCCCUGUGAUCUACUCGCAUCUGAUUAACCCUGGUUUCCCAGAGCUCUCCUUGGAAAUGGUUGAGUGCCUCCGGGGAGCAAGGCGGGACUUCCAGGUCUUUGGGCACUAUCCAAAGAUCAUCAUGACCCAGGUGUCCAAGUCACUGCAGACAACUCGAGUCUUUCUCCAAGCCCUGAAUCUUGGAAUCGAAGUCAUCAACACAACUGACCAUUUAAAAUUCAGCAAGGACUGUGGCCGGAUGCUCCUAAAAAUGUGGUACUGUUCUUAUUGUCAGGGACUGGCACUGGCCAAGCCUUGUGCUGGCCACUGCAGUGCUGUAAUGCAAGGAUGUCUGGCUAAUGUCGUCGAGAUAGACAAAUAUUGGCGAGAGUACAUCAGCUCUCUGGAAGAGCUCGUUAAAGGCAUGUAUAGGAUCUAUGACAUGGAACACGUCCUACUCAAUCUCUUCACCCUGAUCCGAGACUCCGUCCUGUAUGUCCAGAAGAAUGGAGGGAAGCUCACCACUACAAUUGGCAAGCUCUGUGCCCAUUCUCAGCAGCGGCAAUAUAGAUCGGCUUAUUAUCCUGAAGAUCUGUUUAUUGACAAGAGAGUAUUAAAAGUUGCUCAUGUAGAACAUGAAGAAACCUUAUCCAGCAGGAGGAGGGAACUGAUUGCGAAAUUGAGAUCACAAAGCGAUUUUUAUAGUGCUUUACCUGGCUACAUCUGCAGGCAUAGUCCAGUGGUUGAAAAUGAUACGUUUUGCUGGAAUGGACAAGAAAUUGUGGAAAGGUACAGCCAGAAGGUGGCCAAGAAUGGAUCCAAAGGUCUGACCAGCAACCAUGACGUGAAAGCCAAAGGACCUGAGCCGAUAAUAAGUCAAAUCAUCGACAAGCUGAAGCACAUUAACCAGAUCCUAAAAAGCAUGGCGAUUUUGAGGCGGGCCUCAGAUAAGAAUCGCGAAGAAGAGGUUGAAAGUGGCGAUUGUGAUGAUGAAGAUGACUGUGGUCGAGGCUCUGGUGAUGAAGGGUUAAGAGUAAAGAAUCAGCUUCGCUUCUUGGCAGAAUUGGCGUAUGACCUGGAAAUGGACGAAGCUCCUUUGAACAAGCAACUUCUGAACCAGCAGAGCAAAGAAGGCAAUAGCGUUAAAAGCCUGGGCUCGGGGAAUUCCUUGCUAGGCCUUCUAGCUGGUGUCCUGCUUUAUGUGCUGUGUUUCUUUGUGUUGGUCCACUGACUUAACAGUGUGAGGCCAUACACCUUCUUGCUAUCCUUUCUCUUUGUGCUGCCCCCUCGCAAAGGAAAUCUCCUGGGGAGCUCUCUCUUCUGUCCCGUUCGAUUUUGUUGUCUUGUCCGUCUGUCGUCGCUCUCUUUCCCAAAGUAUUAAAUGGAGGAGAGACGAUGUGUUAUGUUUUGUAAAAUAAAAUGGUAUCUUUGCAAGGAUGGUGAACAUCA
Molecule: messenger RNA, 3394 nt
Organism: Antechinus flavipes (yellow-footed antechinus)
Lineage: Eukaryota; Metazoa; Chordata; Mammalia; Dasyuromorphia; Dasyuridae
Gene: GPC3
Product: glypican 3
Exons: 8
Coding region: 1452-3176 (574 amino acids)
Biological process (GO): cell migration; regulation of protein localization to membrane; positive regulation of canonical Wnt signaling pathway
Cellular component (GO): cell surface; extracellular region; plasma membrane
Source: RefSeq, a predicted model, not a curated record